AAAGGUGAAUUCGGAGAAAAUGUUUUAGAGAAGAAAAUUUUUCUGUCACUCAAGUCUCUCAUGUCAAGUUUCGAACCUCUAUUGAAUGAGAGGCAAACACCAUGGCGAUACAUCUACUCUAUGAGAGCCCACUCCCAAAGUAAUAUUAUGAAUAUAGGCAAUUUCCCCAAGUAAUGAUUAUUAUAUGUUAUCCUUGGCCUGGUGUUAAACUAAUUUAAACAAAAAUUUUGAAUUAAAUAAAAUUCCAGUUUCUUUAAUGUGGUCAGUUUCAUGUACUCAAGAAAUAAUAAGGCAGAUUUAUAUGGACCUGUCUCAUUUUCAGAUAUUUUGCUGUUUGUACCCAAAUUGUAACUUAAUUAAAUACUUCAUGUGUGGAUCCCCCCCUGACCUAAAAAAAAUCUGGGGGAUUCUAGUGAGAGCUGCCCUUUUGUUGCUAAUUAAAUUUACCCUUGACACCCUAGCGACCCCAACCUUCUUCAGUUGCAAAUAUCUUGACUUCUAUUCAACAUCAUAGAUGGGUAUUUAUUUUUUCAUCAAAAACAAAACAUAUACCCAAACAAGCUUUAAAUUGACACCAACAACUCCAUAUAUAUGUGUUAUUUUGGUUCCCUUUUAUUCUCUCUUUAUGACUUCAGUGAUUCUCCGCUGAGCUAGCUGUUCUGAGCUGUGGUUUUAAGCGACUGACCAGAACAAUGGAGAGUGUAGAAAAUGGGGGUGGAGAUGUGCAGGUGCUGCCGGACACACAAGUGGCACCAAGAGAAGAUUCUAAAAGUGUGACAUCAGUCAAUAGCCUGGACGAAGGAGGCCCUUGGGGGCUCGUCAUUAUUAUCUCAGCCUUCAUGAUUCAGGUGUUUGCAUUUGGUACAGGCUGCUCCAUUGGAGUUUACAAUGUGGAGUUCCUGAACUACUUCAACAAUGAUGUCACAGGGGUCUCCCUCAUGACUUCCAUCAACAUCGCUUUCUUCAUGGGCGGAGGACUGCUGGCCAACUGGUUGGCAUCCAAGUAUUCUCACCGGGCAGUGGCUCUGCUUGGUGCUGCCUUGAUGGCUGUGGGCCUCUUUGUUAUGCCCUGGCUGCAGAGUCUUCGAGCCAUGAUUCCGUUUUAUGGGGUUUUUGUUGGUCUUGGCGGCUGCUUCGCCUACGCUCCGUCUCACACUUUGAGUGGUCUGUACUACAACAAAUAUCGCAGCCUGGCAACAGGGCUGGCCACCAGUGGUUCUGGCUUAGGUACCGCAGUCUUUCCUCCUCUCAUCAGUUUUCUGAUUGAAGAAUACUCCUGGAAAGGUUCCUUGAUCUUCUUAGCGGGUCUCAACUUGCACAUCUUUAUAUUUGCCAUGUUGUUGCGACCACCACCCCCACAACCACCAGUGGAAGACAGCGCAUCCACAGAGCAGGACAACACCCCACAGAAACUUACGAAAGCUCAAAGAAUAAAACAAGAGUAUUGCCUGUGUUGUGACUUAGGCUUCAACGUCUAUUUUGUCAGCAAUGUGCUGUGGAACGCGGGUGCUGCCAUCUACAUCGCUUUCGGCCCCGAGUUCUUCCGAUCGGUGGGACACUCCAAGAUGGAGGCCUCUCUCAUGCUCACACUCUUCGGGCUGGGGGAGUUUGUGGGAGGGAUUGUAGGAGGCAUUGUGGGUAAUAUCCCCAGUCUGAACCGCCUGGCCAUCUACGUGGGCGCCUGCUCUGUGGGUGGGGCAAUGGUCUUCCUGUUUCCCGUCUCCCACUCUCUGGCUCUGACGGGCGUGCUCAGCUUUUUCUUCGGAAUUUGCUUCGGCAUCUUGCUGGGUUUGCUUAUCAUUGUGAUGACAGACCUCAUCGGCACGGACAAGAUCGGAAUUGGCCUCGGGUUCAUUCUCCUCGCCGAUGGAAUCGGAGCGUUUAUGGGGCCUCCAAUAGCAGGUGUGUUCCAGGAUACAUUUGGCACAUAUGAGCAAGCCCUUUAUUUCUCCGGCAUAGUGACCCUGACGGCUGGGGUGAUCAUCGCACUUAUACCCUUGCAUCAGCGGAUGUGCAAUGAGGAUGAGGUGAAGGCGGGAGCAACUGAUACUCCUCCUCCUUCCACACCCAGUCUGAAGAAGUACGUGGAAAGGAAGCGACUCUCAGAUGUUGCUGUGGAGAGGGGUCGAAGGUCUCUGUCCGUGAAGUCGUCGGGAGCGAGUUUGAAAAGCAUGGAGGGGGAUACGAGUCCGUCUCGCAACAGGAAGUAUGUUGUGGCGAGAAUGAACAGCGGGAAUGAUGAGAAUAGCAUGCCUCAGUCAGAUCAGCAACCUGUUAAGUUUUACUGUAACAACGUCGUUGAGCUACAGGAAGUUGACCUUCAUCCUGCGGAGAGUGGGCCCGUGCCAGUGACAAAGCCACAUGAUGUAGGACCUGUUGCUGACACGACAGUGCAGGGUUCUGGGGGGAUGUAUCAAGCCGUGCCCACAGAGGGCAGCGGUAGUCCCGAACACAAGGCUUCUUGGGAUGAAAAGAAAGACAGCGAUGUAGUGUUUCAUGAUAAUGACCUAAUUAUGUCCAAAGAGAGUGGGAAAAUUUCAGUGCGAUUUUGAACAGUGGUACAGUAGUCUCCGUCUAAACGCACACCAUUCAAUUAAGACACACUCUGCUCCAAUGCAUGCUUUCACCAUUGGACAGGAUUUUUAAACUAUAAUUCAGACGUGCAAAUGGUCGCUUUUAUGCACAAGGGGGCUAUCCCGAGAAAUGCUGUUUUGAGAAAAUCAAAGGUAAAGUUUUUGCC
This is a messenger RNA of Aplysia californica (California sea hare), 2740 nucleotides long. Its product is annotated as monocarboxylate transporter 13. Gene Ontology annotation, molecular function: monocarboxylic acid transmembrane transporter activity. Gene Ontology annotation, biological process: transmembrane transport; monocarboxylic acid transport. NCBI's taxonomy places the organism in Eukaryota, Metazoa, Mollusca, Gastropoda, Aplysiida, Aplysiidae. The record is from RefSeq and is a predicted model, not a curated record. Bases 693 to 2552 code for a protein of 619 amino acids. The transcript is spliced from 8 exons.